GAUUGUAAGCAGAAACGAAUGGAUUUAAGAAACCAUUCCAGUCCAUGAUCCAUUACCGCCACCUUGUAAUUGCACUACUUUCAGGUGAAAAACGACGAUAUACAACCCGUUUCACCUUUCUCUCAUCAUCAGCCAUCGCCGCCCAUUCACAAUGGACCCAAUAUCAAUCAACCAAUCGCACCCAUUCCGAUAUUCUUUACCUUUCUUCUUCUGCUCAGUCCAUUCAACAGACCAAAGAACUCCAUGCUGCAUCUCUUCUGAAUGGUUUUCUUCCCUUCAACUUCUCCAUAGCCGCCUCUUUGAUUCUCAGUUACGCCAGAUACGGAGACACAAUCUCUGCCCGGACUAUCUUUGAAAGCACCGUCCUUUAUUGCCGCACCGCCUUCCUAUGGAACACUCUAAUGAAAGCUUAUGGAAUAUCUGGACAUUGCUGUGGUUUCAAGGUUUAUAAUGAGAUGAUAUUGAGUGGAAUUAGACCUGAUGAUCAUACGUUUCCUUUUGUUCUUAAGUUGUGUUCUGAUAAUUCCCAGAUCAGGAAAGGUCUUGAGGUUCAUUGUUCUUCGUUGAAGCUUGGAUUAUAUUUAGAUGUGUUUGUGGGUAAUACCCUCUUGCAAUUUUAUGGAAGUUAUGGUGAUUUGAGGUCUGCACAUAUGGUGUUUGAUGAAAUGCUUGAUAGGGAUAUUGUAUCUUGGAAUACAGGGAUUGGGAUACUUUCAUUCAAUGGUUGUUAUGAAGAAGCAGUUGAUAUGUUUUGGAAGAUGGUAUCGGGGUCUGGAUUGUUACCAAAUGUUGCCACUAUUGUGACCAUCUUACCUGUUUCUGCUUCUCUGAAAGAUGAGAUAUUGACUAGUGAGAUUCAUGGUUAUGUAUUGAAGCUAGGUUUGGAUUGUCAAGCGACUGUAGGGAAUGCUUUAAUUGAUUCGUAUGGAAAAUGUGGCAAUUUGAACUGUUUGGAACGCAUUUUUAAUGAAAUGGUUGAGAAGACUCAGGUUUCUUGGAAUGCUGCUAUAACAAGCUUUGCUUAUUGGAAAAAUGGUAAAGCUGCUUUGUUUAUGUUGAGAUCAAUGAUUGAUGCAGGUAUUAGACCAAAUGCCAUUACUGUUUCCAGCAUUUUACCUGUUAUGAUCGAGCUUGAUUUCCUCAUACUGGGAAAGGAACUCCAUGCUUUCAUCUUAAAGUUAAAUCUAGAUUCUGAUAUAUUUGUUGUCAAUUCAUUGAUUGAUAUCUACGCAAAACUAGGUCAUUCAUCUCGAGCAUCCAAUGUGUUUCAUUACUCGAAUUCAAGAAAUGUUGUUUAUUGGAAUGCCAUGAUCGCUAAUUUCGCCUUGAACGGCCCUCAGGCAACUGCGGUUAGUCUUGUUAGUCAAAUGCAAGAUCAAGGUGAGGAUCCCAACUCUAUCACCUUAAUCAAUGUUCUUCCAGCUUGUGCGGAGCUAGGUUACUUAGGGAUAGGAAAAGAAAUUCACGCCUGGUCGAUCCGAUUAGGAUGGAUGGAUGACUUGUUUGUUUCAAAUGCAAUUAUAGAUAUGUAUGCAAAAUGUCAGUCUCUAGACUAUGCGAGAAGGGUAUUUGAUAAUAAUUUGAUCAAGGACGAGGUUUCCUAUAACAUACUCAUCCUAGGUUAUUCGUCGACGAUUGACUGCUUAACUUCUCUUAGUCUCUUCACCGAAAUGGGUCUUGUGGGGAUGACCUACGAUGCAGUCUCGUUUAUCGGAGUUCUCUCGGCUUGUGCGAAUCUUGCUGUUAUCAAACACGGGAAGGAGGUUCACUGUUUUCUUAUAAAACACAAUUUCCACAAUCAUGUUUUCAUUUGUAACUCACUUUUGGAUCUUUAUAGCAAAACAGGUCGAAUCGAUCUUGCUCAAACAGUUUUCGACCGAAUGACUGUAAGAAAUGUGGCUUCAUGGAACAUAAUGGUUUUAGGAUACGGGAUGUUUGGAUAUUUGGAAACUGCUAUUGAUCUUUUCGAAUCAAUGAGGGAUGACAGUAAUCAUGGUAUGCGAUAUGAUUCUGUUUCUUACGUUACAAUCUUGUCGGUUUGUAGUCAUGGAGGAUUGGUUGAAAAGGGAAGGGGAUAUUUCGAUGAACUUUGUAGUUCUGAUAUUCCAGUUGAGCAAAUGCAUUAUGCUUGUAUGGUAGAUAUUCUUGGUAGAGCUGGACUUCUUGAGGAGGCUAGAGAGCUUAUACUGAAGUUGCAUAUUGAACCGGAUCUGAAUGUAUGGGGUGCUUUACUUGGAGCAUGUAGAGUUUAUGGUAACUUAGAAAUGGGAUGUUGGGUAGCUGAAAACAUGGUUAAACUAAGGCCAAAUCAUAGCGGUUAUUAUGUUCUUCUUUCGAAUAUGUAUGCAGAGGCGGAAAGGUGGGAUGAGGCGAAUAGGGUUAGACGGUUGAUGAAGUUACAUGUUAAGCAGAAAAACGCAGGAUGUAGCCGGAUUCAAGUUUCUGAGCAGGUAUAAACUUAAUGAUAUGACAAAGAAAUUGGCGAUGAAUGUUCAAAUAAUGUGUCACACUAAGUAAGUUAAGAUACACCUCUUCAAUUGUAUUUUUAUUCAAUCCUAUAGAAUUAGAAUUGGUUUAUUUCAGUUUUGGAUGAAAAAUGUGACAAAAAUGGAGUUUCUAAAUGCAGGUCAUUGUUACAUCCAAAAUCCUAUAAAGCUAGCCUGCUGUAUAACAUUCUUGGUUGAUAUAAAAUGAAAUUAUAUGUAUAUGGUGAUUGCUUGAGUUGAUGAUAAUA
Messenger RNA from Impatiens glandulifera, 2734 nucleotides. Its product is annotated as pentatricopeptide repeat-containing protein At4g14170-like. NCBI's taxonomy places the organism in Eukaryota, Viridiplantae, Streptophyta, Magnoliopsida, Ericales, Balsaminaceae. The record is from RefSeq and is a predicted model, not a curated record. The coding region runs from base 45 to 2456 and encodes 803 amino acids. Gene Ontology annotation, biological process: RNA modification. Gene Ontology annotation, molecular function: protein binding; RNA binding. The transcript has a single exon.